AUGGACUCCCAUAUUCCUCCGCAGCAGUACAUCGAGACAGCCUCGUAUUUCGAGCUCAGCUGGGCCAUCCUGAGCAGCAUUGGCCUGUUUGCGAUGAUGAUGGGCGUCUGGGCGGUGCUCAUCACCCGGCCCAGUCCGCUGAGCUACAUUCCCAUUGUCGUCUCCGCAGCCUGCGCCCUGUCGAACGGGCUAUGCUAUUUUGCCUAUUACACGUCGUAUUCGACGACGAACCGCGCGAUCGCGAGUGCACUCGCCGAUCUUCUCUGGCUGAUCCAAGAGGCCGGCCUGUCGUUCUUCAGCUACCAGAUCCUGGUGCACACGCUGCGCGGCUCCAUCCGCACCGUCUUCCUGUCCAUCUUCUGGACCCUCAUGGUUGCCAUCGCCGGCAUCCGCAUGGCCAUACUGACAACCAGAGUCGUCGAGGUCAGAGAGGGCGCCGCGUCCCUGCAGUCCGCGAGCCCCCUGCAACACCGAAUCGACCACCUCCACGUCGGCUACUUCACGUCCAUCGCGCUGGUCGAGACCUUCAGCUCGAUCUUCCUCAUCCGCCUGCUGCACAAGGCCUAUAUCGUGUCGCCGCAGCUGUCCUCCACGAGACUCGUCUUCCGGUAUCUGCUUCGCACGACGGAAAUCCGCGCCGCCAGCCUGUGCUUUAUCGGGAUCACCCGCGCCGUCACAUACUCGCUGCAGGUGACCUCGCAGACGGCGACGACGGUGGCCGGGCAGGUGGAUCGGUUUGCGUAUACGAUGGAAUGUCUGUUUCCGUUGGUCAUGCUGAUCGAUAUUUUGUCGUCGAAAAAGUUCACGCCGGAGAUGCAGGGAUUGACGACGUGUGACUCGCCGGUAGGGAGAUACCGACAUACGCGCGUUCGCACGAUGGACUCAUUGCCGCAGCAUCGCGCGUGGGUCUGCUCGCCGUAG
Molecule: messenger RNA, 921 nt
Organism: Aspergillus terreus NIH2624
Lineage: Eukaryota; Fungi; Ascomycota; Eurotiomycetes; Eurotiales; Aspergillaceae
Exons: 3
Coding region: 1-921 (306 amino acids)
Source: RefSeq, a predicted model, not a curated record